GACAUUUGGCUGCGGGGUCCCUCUGGAGCUAAACAUGUGAUUUCUGGCGUGAGUGUAGGCUACUGAUAAAACAGACAUGAAGAGAAACAGCGCCAAUGACACUACAGCUGAGGGCAGCACGCCGAAUGCGGGUGCGCAAGGCGGGAAGAUGGACGUGCGUGGUUGGGACGCAUCAAGCCCUCCUGCGCCAUCUGGCAACGGAGAGCUGGCUCCGGAUAAACAAGGAGCAGUCGCACAAAUUUUAGGAGAAUGUGAAACAUCCGGCGGCAGCGUAACUUCGGGGCCGCACCGGAGCUCCUCGCAUUCCGCAAAAGACGUCAUCAGUUUCGUUCACACCGGAAGUGACGUGACGGACGUCAUCCGGUCCGGAAUCGUCAGCAGAAUUCUGGCAUCCGUGAGUGGGCGAGAGGCGGACUACAGCUCGGCGGGCUUGGAGCUGCACAGCUCUCCGAGUCAACCACGAUCGCCGUCACGCUUCAAGACAUCGAGCCUACGAGCAAAGCCGGAGUUUGCCGAUGUUGUUUUGGACACCAUGAAAGAAAAACGGAAACUCCAAACUCAGAAGGUUUUUCCCAAGGCGAAUCCGAAGUCUCAAAAAUUUGACCUCGACUCGUCCGUCGGUGAAAGUUCAACAUCCGCUGGGAGGGUGACCCGUGUCCACUCAUCACCUCACAGCCAAAGCGCCACGACCACGUUAAGCGAGAACAGUCCAUCGGCUGAACCAGUACGCGGCGCAGCAGAGGGUUACUGCAAGGAGACUCACAUUUCUAAAGGCGCGAGCCUCUCAGGGGAGGAGCGGAAGUCGGAAAGGCUCACCUCCAUUCAUUUAGGAUCAGGACAACGAAGUGACAGAAAACAUUUAGGGAGGCAUGUCACAACUUUGGAUGUCAACAGCAAGACCAAUAAAACAGUAGCGCACCCCGCGAAAUCCCAGGUCAAACCUUUAAGGUCUGGCCAUGUGUCGGGUGAAAGCGUCGUCCAUACGCAGAGCUCCUCCUCGUCGGAUAAGAAAAGGAACACAUCCUCAGUGCGUGCAAAACAGAAACCCUCUUCAGAAAUUCCCCAGAGCAUGAGCACAGAUUCCGGAAUCGGCAGCCCCACGGACGUCACGGGGGGCGUCGAAUUAAUUGGCAACACCGAGGGCGUGGUGAAUAGAAUGGGGCGAGGGGAGACCCCCGAAGACUCUUCGUCCAUGCAACUUGUCUCCCCUGUCCCAUCUCAUAAAUCACCAAAUUACCCCCCCUGCGGUGACCCGAGCGAUUGUUACCCGUCUUCAAAUUAUCAUUCCCUCCUCGCAGCUUCUGGUUGGUCGUCAUUUCCAGGCACUCAACGCGGGGCAGACGACAGCAAUUCUGGGGGUGUUGACCCUGUCGUCGAUGAUGUCACAUCCGGGGUGUCUGGUCCCGGGGACUCGCUUCACCGCGAUAAUUGUGACAAAUCCCAGCCUUUGGUAAACACAGACCUUCCUUGCUCGCGUCAUCACAGCGACAGCUCUACAGUUGGUGCAAGCAGUGCGCCUGUCCAUCCGCCCAAUAUCUCCUUGCAACCGGAAGUUAACGAUAUUCCUCCACCGUUCACUUCCCCCGAGUCAGGGACGACGUCGAGCAGAGACGCGACGCCAAAUAACGACACUGACGCUCAGAUAAACGGGAUAAAAACUCACACUUCUCGCCGCUACUCUCGUCCCUCCAUCACCGAGACCAACUUGGAGUUGGUGGCCGACUUGAUCCACGACGAUACCGUAGCCGGGUUCGCUGUCAACGCCUUUCUAAAAACCAUAUUAAACAAUCAGACCCACGGUAAUCGAAUACACGGGAGUGAAGAUUUGAAUCCACAGACCGGAUUAAACGCUGACAAGGUGAGUCACUUAAACGUUAGGUAAAAAAGUUCAGGGUUCGCAUUCUUUUAUUCUAUAUCACGUCAGAGAUUUCAGAUUGGUUUUAAUCGCUGGCGCCUAAAGCAUUUCAUGCUGUAGUAUUACAUACAGACAUUAUUUCAUUACAGACAAUGCCCCCUAAGGGAUAUUUUAUACCUAAAAUUAAACUAUUUUGUUUUCUGUUUGGCAUAAUAGUAUUUUUCAAUGCAUAAAGAUUUAGUUAAUUAAAAACAUGUCAUCACUUAUUGUAUUCAUUUGAAUAAUAAACGGUAAUUUCCACUUUAAAUUUCUUUAAAAUUUUAUUAAAAUGCAUAAAAGUAACUAAAUUCUCUUUUUUUUUAAAAAUAUAAUUUAAUGACUAGGUCUUUCAAAACUUGAUGUAGUUUAAAUUUAAACUCUGUAUGAAUAAAACCUCAAGCCUAGAGCAUGAUUUCAUAAUGUAAAUAAAUUAUAUAAUCUUCUUAGAAUCUGCACCAUCUUUCCAAGCAACGUGCACCACUCACUUCCCUCACACCACCGACCCCCCCCACCCACCAACCCACAGAAAAAGCCAACAAGCUAAGAUCAAAUAUUUCUUUUACAUAUGGUUUAUUUUACAUGUAAAUCAUCCGUAGAGGUCAGUGAACGAAUUGCUGCGCUGAAAUGCGCUCGAGAUAGAACAACAAUUAUCUAGAAAAAGCACAAUUUUUUUAUUUUAUUUUUUUGUUGAGCUGGGCAACACGCUUAUGAUUUUAAUGUCAACAUAUCAACUUUCACAUGAUGAAGUUGACUCAGGAGUAAAUGUCGGGUGCAACGUGAUUUUUGGCUUAAUGUGCGUUCUAAAAUAAUGGUCAGUUACGACACUAUGCUUUGACGUGGUGUGCAUUCUAACACCAUGUUUUUGGUGUUGUUUUUUUUGCGACACUAUGCUUAGGCUUGUUGUGCAUUCCAAACACCAUGGUCUGGUGAGACCCAAGUUUUGAGAUUUUUUUUUUUUGGCGGCCAUCUUUUUUUUCGUUCCCUUUUCAAAAAAAAAAAAAAAAAAACCAACCCACGUACUUCGGAUAAGUUGCACGGUGAACCAUCAAAUUCUGAUAAAUUAAAAGAAUGAAAUAGCGAAACGAGGUAUGUGGACGCUUGAAAUAAGAUAACAGGACAAAAAACAAGGACGUUUGGGCAUAAAGCCUUCCUCAGCCAACAAUAGAAAUAUAACAUUUAUAUGUUCAUUUCAUUUCUAUUGUUGGCUGAGGAAGGCUUUAUGCCGAGACGUCCUUGUUGUUUGUCCUGUUAUCGUAUUUCAAGCAUCCACAUACCUCUUUUCGCUAUUUCAUUCAUUUACUAAGCUUGAAAGCAGUCCUUUCAUUUAUUUAAAUUAAAAGAACCUUUCAGACUGUGUUCGUCAUCAAAGCUCCUUAGCAUUCCGCGAUGAUGGAAGCUGUUGAAUAUGAUGUCAUUUAAAUCCAACUGUGUUUUCUUUAAUUACACAUUAAAAAAGGGUGUUAAAUGUUAGUUUUUUUUUUAAAAUAAACUUUCUGAUUGCCUGCUUCUGUUCAGAACUUACUGGUUACAAUAGGGUAGUUUGUUAUUCUACACCUUGUAUUAAAAAUGGGAGUUUUAAUGAUGUAAUAUAAAUGCUAAUGUUAGUUCCAAUCAAGUGGGGGGGGGGGGUUACAUUAAUGGGUUAUCUCUCAUCGUUUUGGGGGAAAAAAGGUGGGGGGUAUAUGUGUGGAGGCACGGAGGGUCGGGGUAGUACCAAAGAUGACGUUUUAAUAGGGUAGUUUGUUAUUCUACACCUUGUAUUAAAAAUGGGAGUUUUAAUGAUGUAAUAUAAAUGCUAAUGUUAGUUCCAAUCAAGUGGGGGGGGGGGGUUACAUUAAUGUGUUAUCUCUCAUCGUUUUGGGGGAAAAAAGGUGGUGGGUAUAUGUGUGGAGGCACGGAGGGUCGGGGUAGUACCAAAGAUGACGUUUUAAUUCUGGAUUGAUAGAAGUGUUCUAACGACCAACUUGAUUGUUAAUAGAAGAAUAUCCUUUGGCAUUUAGCUUUAUUUGUCAUGGAAUUAAACUUUAAUAUAAUCUUUACUAUUUAUGGUUAGAAGACUUCUUUAGCCGGCAUUGAUCAAAGUUGUCGUACCUAUCAAAAGAAUAUGCCGAUUAAUACUCGUUCCAAACACUGCGAAAUAAUAUUAUUAAAAUUUUUCCACAUAUCUUAAAUAAAUAAAUCCAUUUAUUAAAAUGCACGUUGCUAAUCUCCGAUGCGGGAAAGAUCCACAGUUUAGCCACAUGUGGUUGAAGUUUUUGGGUGUUUGUUUUUCUAUCCCUUGCAUCAAUGACGGGCAAGUGGAAGAAAUAGUUUUAGAACAGUCCUAUGCAUCUUAAACAUGAGACGUGUGUUGAUCUUCCCUGUGCACUGCAUCAGAAAAAAAGACAUCUAGGAUAUAUACUAAAGCACACGUAUUUAGUCGUGUGUGUGUGUGUGUGUGCGUGUGUGUGUAUGUGUGUGUGUGUGUGUGUGUGUGUGCGUGUGUGUGCGUGUGUAGUCAGUAGUUGACACGUGUUCUUGGUCGCGUGUUUUCAAGUGUAUUGAGUGUUGUGUAUGCACGAGCGUUUGGUUAACACGAAACAGCCAACAGGUGACAAUAGAUUAAAUGUUAUUUUUCCUUCAGACCACCGAUUCGGUGGAUCAGGUUGAAGACGGUGGACCAGACUGGAGGGUUGAAUUUCACCCCGAGGCCACGGGCGUGGAUAAAAUUGCCCCGGAGAAGCCUGUUAGAAAAUGUCCAACAUUACGAGACGUAAGUAGAACAACUUAGGAAUCUUACUCCUUGUUUAUAGAUUUUUCUUUAUUUUAAUUAUUUUAGUCCUUAAAAACUCAAAAGAUCGCUGUUCAGCCGUCACACGCGAAGUUGACCAAGUAGCAGCCUUGACUUUAGUAGUAGCCUUGGCUUGAGUAGCAUCCUUGACUAAGUUAGUAGCCUUGACUUGAGUAGUAGCCUUGACUUGAGUAGUAGCCUUGACUUGAGUAAUAGCCUUGACUUGAGUAGCAGCCUUGACUUGAGUAGCAGCCUUGACUUGAGUAGUAGCCUUGGCUUGAGUAGUAGCCUUGACCUCAGUAGCAGCCUUGACUUGGGUAGUAGCCUUGGCUUGAUUAUUGGCUUUGACUUGGGUAGUAGCCUUGACUUGGGUAGUAGCCUUGGCUUGAGUAGUAGCCUUGACUUGAGUAUCAGCCGUGACUUUGGUAGUAGCCUUGGCUAAGUAGCCGCCUUGACUUGAGUAGUAGCUUUGACGUGAGUAGUAGCCUGUACUUGAGUAGUAGCCUGUACUUGAGUAGUAGCCUGUACUUGAGUAGUAGCCUAGAGCAGUAGCCUUGACUUGAUAGGUAGCCUUUACUUGAGUAGCAGCCUUGAUUUGAGUAGCAGCCUUGACUUGAGUAGUAGCCUUGACGUGAGCUGUAUUUUGUUUAAAGUGAGUGAGAGUUGCAUAGCUCGCCAGCCUCACUCUUGGUUUGUUUGAUCCAAUGGGGUGCUCGUGAUUAUUUUUUUGCUUGCUCGUUUUCUUGGGGUUAACCUCCAGUCCACUGGCUUGGGAUACACUCAGUUUAGACCGCUAGGCCACCAAGUGUCAAGCUGGCUGACACUAAAAUAUCUCUCAAAUAGUAUUGUAUUAGCCUUUUGGACCGCAAACAGGAUUACAAAACCCAGAACUAUUCAUGCUUGACAUCAAACAUGGAAGCCAUAAAUGGAACAAUGCACCUCCCCACCCCUUGACAGAAAAUGGUCAGUUGGGGCGAAAUGACACAAACCCCUCCCCCCCCCCAACCCUCUUCUUGCACCAGUGUAUCCUUGGGAAUCCACAAGGUUUAAUCUGUUAUAAUACUGCUCUAAAUAAGUGUCAGUAAAUCAUCUGUGACCAUUUCGGACAAUGCUCGGUCUGAAAUAUCUCCAAAAUGGAUUAAGCCUGGGAAAAUUAACUUUGGUAUAUAGGUAAUUAAACACAUAAUUCUCUCUGGUAAAAUGUUAAAAUAUUAUGGAAAUGUAUUUAUUUUAAGUAUUUUGUUUCGCUUGCUUUCAACAUAUAAAAUGCUGUUAGCCGUGUUUUUCUUUGUGAUCGAACCCCCCCCCCCCUUUCCCUUCAUUCUCUCUGGUAAAAUGUUAAAAUAUUAUGGAAAUGUAUUUAUUUUAAGUAUUUUUUUUCGCUUGCUUUCAACAUAUAAAAUGCUGUUAGCCGUGUUUUUCUUUGUGAUCGAACCCCCCCCCCCUUUCCCCUCACACAUCCCACUUUACAAAAAAUAAUUCAUUUAGUUACUGCGUAUUUAACCCACAAUCGCUUUAAAUAAAAAAAAUGAAAGCCACAUUAAUAUUUAGCGAAAUAUUUUUUUUUAAAAUAUUUGUAAAAACUAAAGCACAGACGUCGCUCGACUUUUCGAGGCCCCCUUUGCCACUUUUUGGUUUAGUUCUCACCCACAUUGCAUUAAAUAUCAUAACUCUGUAAAACAUCGCAGCCCCACUGCAGCCCUAGGGGUUGCUGGGCUCACGCCAUGUUUUAUGGUUAAGUGACACUGACAUUAUUUAAAACAGGCGUCUCUUCCUUUCGUUGAUCUCCAAUUACGUGUAGAAUUUUGCAAAGCUAAACAAAAAUAUUUACUAAAAUGCCUUCUUGUAUUAUGAAUGUAUCAAACAUUUUUUGGGGAUCAUGAAAAUUUAAGAGGCGUUAAUCAGCUAUGGAAAAUGCAUACCCUCAAGGGCGCCACAUACGGAAUGAAUUUAGUUCAUGUCCACCUGGUGCGGCGUUAAAAAUGUCUUUGAUCAUUAUUAUGUGGCUAAUUUUGGUGCUUCCCACUGGAAAAUGUGGAAUGUCACCUCAAAAUUAACUAAAAGACACACCAAAUUCAAGUAUGCACCAAAACUACACCCUUGGAUUUUGAAUUUGUGCGACUGUCUUCAGCACCCUCAAUUUAUUCACCCCAUUCCCUCACUCUAACCAAUGUUACAGUAUGAAUUGGAAUAUAAGCUUGUUCCAAAAGAUUACCCUGGGUUAGCCACAACUUGGGUUAAAUUCAAUUUAUGUAUGGCACUGGCACCAAAGUGCCUCCCCAGCAAUGGUCCCUCUAAGGUUUGUUGGUUCGUGUGCAAAAUCAUACAGUUGUGUGCAAAGUUUUACAGCUUCAAUUUUUUUGUGCGCAAAAUUUUACAGCCCACUCAGUUAAAUGGAAAUUUGCUGCGCAGCUUAAAGGGAACAUUGCUCCCCAGACCUUUAAAAAUUACUUUCCCUGCAAAAAAAGAAUAGAAACAUUGAAUUCGACUAUACUCCAAAGAACAUCUCUUGAUUUUGAAAUAAUAAGAAAAAUUCUUGGAAAUAGGCUCCCCAGUCCUCUCUACAGCUCAAGAUUGAUCUUACUUAUGCCUUUUACCCGUCUGAGGCAUAGGCCAUUUACCAACAAUGUUCCAUUCAUCUAAGUCAUGUGCUUUCCUUUUCAGUUGCUUCCAGUUGUAUCCCACACUUUGUGUGUCUGCCUCUAGCUCACGUCCCCAUGAAUUUUUAAGGCCUCCUUUCUUUCUUUUUUCCCGGUGGAUUUCAUGUAAGGGAUUGUCUGGUGAUGUUAUCUGGGGUUUUCGGAGAGUGUGUCAUGUCCACCUUCAUUUUUUUCCUUUAAGUCUUAUUCAAUAAAUUCCUCGUAUGUCCUUUCCAGUAUGUCUUUGUUGGUGAUGAUGUUUAGCCAUUUGAUGUUCAGGAUCUUUCUAAGUUAAGUGUUCACGAAAGUCUGUAUUUUCGCGUAAUUCUCGCUGUUGUUCUCCAAGUUGCAGCUCCAUAGUAGAGCACGCCUAUAAAACUCAAAAUUUAAGGUGGGCCGUAAUACUUUACGAAAAACUUUUGUGGGCCGAAGGAAAAUAGGACAGGGGGGGGGGGGAAACCAUUAAGAAAAUAAUAAUAAAAAAGAAUGUUUCGUUACUUCGUGGGUUGCAAAUUGGGUGCAUGUUAGACCGAAAGAAAAUAGGACAGGGGGGGAAACCAUUAAGAAAAUAAUAAUAAACAAGAAUGUUUCGUUACUUCGCGGGUUGCAAAUUGGGUGCAUGUUGUGCAGGCCUGCCAUAGAAUAGGACUGUUUUGACAUUUGAUUUGAGAUGUCUGACUUUUUAUUGAAGAAUCAGCUCCUUUGACUUCAUAUUUUUUUUUUUUUGUUAGCACAAAUGCUUACCUAGCCUUUCCAAUUCUAGACCUGAUUUUUUGUGAUAUUUGUAUUGAUUUUAUUGAUAUAAAUGAACUGAAGAUUUAUCUGCGACCUCGAUUUCUAUCCUACACACCGAUGAAAAUGGCUGCUAACUUUGGUGACGAUAGAUAGUGACGAAGCUAGUAUUAGUUCUAUCAUAGGCAGCCACAUAUUUUAGCCGCUCUUCCUUUCACGAUACAAACUCUGCAUUUGUCCAAAAAUGACGCAUAUCCAUAUAAAGAAAGAGUGAAACCUGAGUGAACAACCUCAUUCUCCCCUUUCUAUGGCACCGGCAGGGGCGUAACUAGAGUGUUGUGCUUCAGGGGACACGAUUCAUUUUACCCCCCACCCCCUACAACUCUGACACAAAUUAUUUUCAUCUAUUUAAUACUAUCAAAUCAUAUUUUGGUGCCCCUGCUCGUCUGCACCCCGGGGACGUAUGUUCCAUUAGACACCCUUUAGAUACGCCUUUAGACACUGCCCACUGGCAAUUGGCUCUGCCCCCCCUCCCCGAAAAUCUGAAAUGCCCCCUGGGUGUCUAAAUGAAACACGGAUUAUGUCCAAUGAUGUGCUGGUCUUUUAUACCACGUAAUUACAACCAAUGAAGUGCUGGCUGGUCUGUCUCAUAAAAUUGUGGAGCUCAACACACACAAAAAAAGAAUAUCAAAGUUAUUUUACAAAUUUUAAAGGUACAAAAGGACUUUGUCUUAAGGUGUUUGCUUUUUAGAAAUGUCUGCUCUUCUUUCCACCACUUUUGACUGAUGAAAACGAAUCGUAGUUGUAUAAUCUGCAACGUGUGCACGUCUCAUCAGGUCAACUUGCGUGAAGUGAUCUCGCUGACAGAAGAGUCUCCCAGUACGGACCGGAAACUGAAAGGCAUCCUUAAGUCCACCAGCGUACCCACCUUGUCUAGCACCAGAGAGGUCAACACUGUUAGAAACGGGGCGGUCAGACCAGACUUAGUCAACUCACGUAGUGUGUCAUUCAACAAACUCCACACCAAGGUGAGACUAUUCUCAGCAAGUAUCUUAAGUGUCUUCUAAAGAAAUUAAAAUUUCUCACUGAUACGUAUUUAACAUGAUUAAAAAGGAUUCACUUAAAUUUGAAUGUUAUGUCUGUUUAUAAGAAAUUAUGUAUAAUGGGCUAAUAGAAAUAAAUGUAUGUGAAUAAAGCAGCAACGUAUGUGAACAAACAGACUAUAUAUUUAUGUGCUCAUGAAAGCAAUGUAUGUGGACAAACAGAUUAUAUAUAUGUGUGUACAUAAAUGUGUUCAUGGAAGAAACAUAUGGGUCCCAAGAAACAUAUUCUACUCGAAAAAGAACUAUUUUGUUCUCCGUGGUUAUCAAUUAAGUUAUGUAGUUUGAUGGUUUCACACAGACAUGGCGGUCUUAUAUUGACCUUUUGUUAAAUAUCUGCUCUGGUUAUAACAUGGGUUACGUGUAUUUCCUUUGAGACAAAUUUCAUAUUCCGAUAUGAUAUAGGAAUUUCAAAGGAAGAUCUAGUCUGAGCACGAUGGUUUAUAUAAGAACACCCCCACACCCUUUGUUUCGUACAGUUUUGAUUUAUAAAUUGAAUUACAUUUGAAGAAUGUAAGCACAAACAACUCAUAAAAUUAUCAAAUAAAAGUCUACUAAGAGAAAUAAUAUUUUGUUUUUACAGCUAGGUUUUCUAAUUCAAAUUCUGACCAAUGAAAUUGUUGUAAACUUAAAAUUCUAACCAAAAUUCUAAAAUUCUAAUUCAAAAUCAGACCAAUGAAAUGGUUGUCCACUUCAAAUUCUGACCAAUGAAAUGGUUGUCCACUUUAAAUUCCGACUAAUGAAAUGAGAGCACACACACACAAAAAAAACACGCACACUCACAAAACUUCACAGAAAUAAAUUUGUCCAAUUAAUUAUUUUCAUUGAGAGCUUCUGAACUUUUUCAUUGAUAAAUUCAUUAGCAAAUGGGGGAUAAUUAAAAAUCAAUAUCAGAUCUGAUCUUUAUGCCGUCCGUCUUGCAGAUCAAUGCUCGGCUGUGUGCACCAAUAUCUUCAAUUGCUCUGUGCUUGAUUUUCUUUUUGCAUUGGAUUUUUGUGUGAGAGCAAUUUUUUUAAAUUUAUUUAAUUCUCUUAACACUUGAAAUAGAUUUGAUUCAUUUUGGCUCUUAGAGCGCCAUUUUUGCCCAUUCUAAACAGUACGUGACCGGCAUUUUCCAAUUUUUUUUAAAGAUAUAAUAUUGUUUUGUAUGCAUGUAAACUGAUUUAAUAACAUGUGCUACUGUAACAACAAAUGAAUAAUACGGAAUAAACAAAUCUCCUGUCGUCAUAAAGUAUAAAAUUGCUAAUGUGUAUAAAAUAGGAAGCAUUUUGAUAGAGAGUACUGUAUAUACUGUAUAUUUAUUUAAAUCUCUUAACACUUGAAAUGGAUUUGAUUCAUUUUGGCUCUUAGCGUUCCAUUUUUGCCGAUUCUAAACAGUACGUGACCGGCAUUUUCCAAAUUUUUUUAAAAGAUAUAAUAUUGUUUUGUAUGCAUGUAAACUGUUUUAUAACAGGUGCUACUGUAACAACAAAUGAAUAAUACGGAAUAAACAAAUUUCCUGUCGUCAUAAAGUAGAAAAUUGCUAAUGUGUAUAAAAUAGGAAGCAUUUUGAUAGAGAGUACUGUAUAUACUGGCGCAUAGGUUACAACAUGUAAUGGAUAAGUUACAACUGGCAGUGGAUAGGACCCACCAUGCAGUGGAUAGGUCACACAAUGCAGUGGAUGGGCCAAGCCAUGCAGUGGAUAUGUCACGCCAUGCAUUGGAUGGGUCACGCCAUGGGGUGGUUAGGUCACAGCAUGCAGUGGAUGGGUCACAGCAUGCAGUGGUUAGGUCACACCAUAAAGUGGAUAGGUCACACCAUAAAGUGGAUAGGUCACACCAUGCAGUGGAUGGGUCACAUCAUGCAGUGGAUGGGUCACACCAUGCAGUGGUUAGGUCACGCCAUGAAGUGGAUUUGUCACACCAUGCAGUGGAUGGGUCACAGCAUGCUGUGGAUAGGUCACACCAUAAAGUGGAUAGGUCACACUAUGCAGUGGAUAGGUCACACCAUGCAGUGGAUGGGCCACACCAUGCAGUGGCUAGGUCAUGCCAUGAAGUGGAUUUGUCACACCAUGCAGUGGAUGGGUCACAGCAUGCUGUGGAUAGGUCACACGAUGCAGUGGAUAGGUCACACCAUAAAGUUGAUAGGUCACAUCAUGCAGUGGAUAGGUCACACCAUGCAGUGGAUAGGUCACACCAUGCAGUGGAUAGGUCACACCAUGCAGGGAAUGGGUCACAGCAUUUAAGUGGAUACGUCACACCAUGCAGUGGAUAGGUCACACCAUGCAGUGGUUGGGUCACACCAUGCAGUGGAUAGGUCACACCAUGCAGUGGAUGGGUCACAGCAUGCAGUAAAUAAGUCACACCUUUUAGAUGGGUUUGUCAAAGUGGAUAUUAGCGGUUGGACAGUUAAAUGGCCCUUAUUUCACGUAAAUAUAACUAUAAUAUUUGUUCAACAUAAGUAUACAAAAUAUUUCCAUAUCAACUCAAAAACUGAAAGUCAAUCGUCGUCAUAAACAGCAUCAUCUUUGAUAAACAUUUAUUUUUUAAACUGAUUGCCCUCUGCUCUGUUUAAUUGUCAGCUUCCAUAAUGGGACCCGCUUGAGAUCCCUGUGUUGUUUAGUACAUAGGUCGCUCCCUUGAUUUCAUCUAAUGUUUUGGUUUUUCAAAAAAAAACAAAGUGUCAUCUAUUCGCAAGUGUAAACAGAAUAUGACGUUAUUUUUUUUUUUAUAUAAAAAUGACAACAAGCUCAAUUUAUCCCAAAAACCUUUCCCAAACUAAUUAACAUUAUAUCCUAUAUAAUGUUACACUUCAAUACUAACCAAUCUUCCAUUAUACAGCAGUAUGCUGCACGUUUGCAAAUGACCUUCUGUCCACGACCUUCUGUCCAGCAUACUUUCCAUGACCUUCUGUCCAGCAUACUUUCCAUGACCUUCUGUCCAGCAUACUUUCCACGACCUUCUGUCCAGCAUACUUUGCACCCACCUUCUCUCCAGCAUACUUUCCACGACCUUCUGUCCAGCAUACUUUGCACCCACCUUCUCUCCAGCAUACUUUCCACGACCUUCUGUCCAGCAUACUUUGCACCCACCUUCUCUCAAGCAUACUUUCCACGAACUUCUGUCCAGCAUACUUAGCACACUGUCUCCGAACUUAAAGUUUCCUAGUGCUUGACUAAACUUGUCUUUUAACUUUAUGUUGCUGUGUCAUUACAAUGUAAUGUAUCGCAAAAAUAUCCUUUCGAAUUUUCAGGGCAAUCUAAUGCAAUGAUCACGUUCCCAGUAUCUCCAGCGCAUUAAACAGACAGAGCAGCAAUACUAUCAUUUUAUCAGUUUAUCAGAGGGAAGACUUUAUGGCGCUAUUUCUAAAAAAAACUGUUUAAAUGAGAACAUAAUAUUUUGAAAUAUCUGAAGAAAUAAUAAGUAGAAGAACGAAUAAACAGAAGAAGUGGUAGUUAGAAGAAAGAACAGUUCUCAAAAAGAUAAUUUCGAUCGCUUUUUUUAAAUUUUUUGGUUUUGUUUUGUGCAGUUACCAUGGGGAUGUUGUGUGUAAUGUAAUGUACGUGUGGUUCUUCGGCAUAGACCGGCAAGGGUUAACUGAUCAGCGCUAAACGCUCACUGAACGCGGACUUCACCACUGGCAUUCCCAUAAACAGUUACACCAGAAAUAAAUAGCAAAUGCUUCAAAGUGCCUCAGUGCAACACAGUGCAGUAUCAAGAAUCUUUCUUCCCACGCACAAUUAUACCAUGGAACCACCUGAACGAUGCCACUAUGAACUCGACAUCGGUCGAAAGCUUCAAGGCUGCCCUGGCAUCAGCUAUGAGCUGUUAGAAUAGCAACAUCAUAUCCCCAACCGUUGCAAAGAUGCCAGUACAUGGAUGCAGCAACGAAACAUUACCAGAACCAGAACCAGAACCUAUAAACUAUUAGACAUGAUCGCUGUACAAACUAUUUCACAGUUCGUCAUAGCAAGCUUUUGGUUUUUUUGUUUAACACAAAUUUAAAUAGUCGUAGAGAAAAGGAGCGCUGGGAAUUUUGUUUCUAUCUUCAAAAAGUGUCCGUGAAUUUUUCUUGAACAUUUUAGAGGAGGUGGGGCUGGGUGGUGUUAGUGGAGUGAAAUCAAUAAAAAGCUGGGUGGUGGCUACUGUGGGGUAAAUUCUUCCGUAGCUAAAUUUGCUUUAUUUUAUUUUUUAAUAAAGUUAUGCCCGGGAUGAACCACUGCCUCCGCAAGGCACUUUCCUACGGGAUGGUCAGCAGGGCCGCCUGAACAUCAGCUGGGUCCCUGUGCAAAGGAAUUUAACGGGCCACCUACGCAAGUAAUUUUAGGGAUUAAAGUAUACAUAUUUAAACAUUUUGGCCCCUGAGAAGGGCCGAGGUGCAAUGCAUGUGCAACUGAUGAGAAAGAGUCUAACUCCCUGGGCAGUGGCUGGGUGUAAUGCGUGUGUGACUGAUGACAUAGAGCCUAACGCCCCUAGGCAGUGCCCAGGUGUAAUGCAUGUGGAACUAAUGACAUAGAGUCUAGAGUAUAUUGCCCUGCCACCACAUUAAAGAAUGCGUUAUCUUACAUUGGAACAAAUGCGUUUCUUGUUUUUUCUUCUUUCCUUUUUCAAUAACUAUAACUAUAGUCUCGUUUACAAGUUAAACUCACGUUUGUGAAACUGUUAAUUUGCAUGUCAUUAAAACGUCAAGAAGACGAGACAGCCACCGCUCAAUCCCCGUGAUUACAGACGAUGAUACUUGUAAAUGUUCCACUCGUCUACUUCCCUUCAUGACAUUCCCAAAUGUCGAUGCCCAAUCAAUGAACCCGAUGACCUGCAGACAUUCGAUCACCAUCAAAUACCUCACGUGACGUAAUCGGAUGCGCAACACUCCACGCCUCACUACUCACACGAGUUAUCUUCUCAUCAGGCCCCCCAUAACGUGAUACGCGGGUCACGUGUUUUAAAAUCUACGUCACAUGGGCUGCGUGUGUUAAACUCUCUGUUACACGAGUCACGUGUGUUAAACUCUAGGAUACAUGUCCAACGCAUGUUAACAUCUAUGUCACGUGGGUCUGCCAACUAAUUUGGCAUGCUCAGACUCAUUGAUGUCAGAUUUUCAACAUUGGCUUCUAAUCACGUGAUAUUAUAGUCAUUAUAUGCUCCUCUCUGGUUCUGUGUGUGUGUGUGUGCGAACCUCUGUCCUGGACCAGACCGUCUGGUAGAGGCGUAGCGACAGUGUUUGGCGCCCGGGGACAAGAUUCGCGCCCAGGGACAAGGUUCAUUUUAAAGCGCCCCCUUUUCUUUUUGCAUCUCUCAAACCCGUUAUUUUGAUCAAUAAAAUAAUAUCAAAGCACAUUUUGGCACCCCUAACUAGCUGGCGCCCGGGGACAAGAUUUGCACCCAGGGACAAGGUACAUUUAAAGCGCCCCCUUUUCUUUUUUCAUCUCUCCAACCCAUUAUUUUUAUCAAUAAAAUAAUAUCAAAGCACAUUUUGGCGCCCCUAACUAGCUGGCGCCCUGUGACAUCUGUCCCCCCUCCCUUCACUACGCCUCUGCCGUCCGGUACCGUAGACCCAUGUAUAGUUACAAAACCCCGCAGUCUAGCUUGUAUCACGUGUGUGCUCCUCCGUCCUGCCUGGACUGCAUUGACCUGCGUUUGGCUGAUUCAACCCUCUUAACUCGUAUUGAUGUCCCUAUAAAGCUUUUUUUUCAAAUUACAUUUAGAUCGAUUUCUCUAGAUGACCGCCGGCUCCACCACCUACACGCUUACCCUCCCCCAACUACCUACACUCAUCCACGCACGCGCGCAACAUCACCCCCUUCAUGCACGCCGUAAUGUAUUUUUGAUUUCAACUCGUGAUGGCGAUCUCAGAUUAAGAUUCGAUUACUUCAGUGCAAACAUGUCCAAACGUGCGAUACUUGGUGCAAGAUAUUUCCGUUGGUCAAGAAUCGAUUACUUCGGUACAAAGAUGACCGAAUUGAUAUUAUUUGAUGGGCUAGUUAAUUCAAUUGGACAAGAUUCGAUCUCUUCAAUAACAAACUUAACCCAAAAAAACAACUUUGAGAGGUUGUUUUUUGUUUUUGUUUUUUUUUAAGCUCUUACUUGAGUAGAAUAAGAUUCGAAUACUUCAAUGAAAACAUGACCAAUCGUAGUAAUCUUCUGGUAGCUAAUGCAGUAGGACUUUGGAACAUAUGUCAGACUGGAGAUAUUUAUGGGUAGGUCUCUACACAGUAAAUGUCUCAUUGCCUCUAGGAUUGCGAGAAUUCCUGCUGUUAAAAAAAACAACAUACAUGUCUGCAUACGUGCGGCGAGCCAUCCUCUACUUACAACAUGCGAACAUCAAUGACCGCACUUACUUUUGAUUCUCCCCGGCAACGUUUCUAUUUCCAUAUGACUUGAUGACUCAGCAUAAUAUUCACGGAUCGAUACGCAGACGUAAACCAGAUAUCAUACAUUCUUAAACGCGCCGUGUUUUAUUUUCAAAGAAAGUGUAGGCCGGUGUCAUGUGUUCAAUUAAAGUAGGCCUAAAUCAACGCUUUUAUGCCACGGCUCACCAAAUUCUUGAACUAUCUAAAUUAUGUUUACUGCAGACAUUUAUAAUCAAGGUGUGUGCCUUAUCAAGGUUUAUCAAGGUUUAUCAAGGUUUAUCAAGGUUUAUCAAGGUUUAUCAAGGUUUAUCAAGGUUUAUCAAGGUUUAUCAAGGUUUAUGCCUUAACAAAGUUUAUGCUUUAUCAAGAUUUGUACUUCAAUAAGAUUAAAGCUGUAUCAAGGUUUAUACUUUAUCAAGGUUUGUACUUUAUCAAGGUUUAUGAUUGAUCAAGGUUUAUACUUUAUCAAGGUUUAUACUUAUCAAGGUUUAUACUUAUCAAGGUUUAUGAUUUAUCAAGGUUUAUGAUUGAUCAAGGUUUAUGCUUUAUCAAGGUUUAUGCUUUAUCAAGGUUUAUACUUAUCAAGGUUUAUACUUAUCAAGGUUUAUACUUAUCAAGGUUUAUGAUUUAUCAAGGUUUAUACUUAUCAAGGUUUAUGAUUUAUCAAGGUUUAUGCUUUAUCAAGGUUUAUACUUAUUAAGUUUUGUACUUUAUCAAGGUUAUUUAUUUAUCGAGGUUUAUAAUUUAUCAAGGUUUAUGAUUUAUCAAGGUUUAUCCUUGAUCAAGUUUUAUACAUUAUCAAGGUGCAUACUUAUCAAGGUUCAUGAUUGAGGAAGUUUUAUGUUUUAUCAAGGUUUAUACCUUAUCAAAGUUAAUAUUUUAUCAAGGUUUAUGAUUGAUCAAGGUUUGUGCUUGAUCAAGGUUUAUACUUGAUCAAGGUUUAUACUUUAUCAAAGUUUAUACUUAUCAAGGUUUAUGAUUGAUCAAGUUGUAUGCUUUAUCUAGGUUUAUACCUUAUCAAGCUUAAUACUUUAUCAAGGUUUAUGCUUUAUCAAGGUUUAUCAAAAUGUAUGCUUUCUCGUAGUCUUUAUCAAGGUUUAUGCUUUAUCAAGGUUUAUCAAAAUGUAUGCUUUCUCGUAUUCUAUGCUCUAUCAAGUUUUAUGCUUUAUGCUUGUGCUUUAGGUUUGUGCUUUAACGAAGUUUGUUGAAACCCUAUCUAAGUCAGAUUUCAUUGAAAUAUAUUAUGUUCAGUAUUAAAUGUUACGCAUAUUCCAAGUCAGUUUUGAAACCUGACUUUCAUUCUUUAUGACUUGGAGCACAUCUAAGUCACGGCUUAGUGAAGUCGCGCCUUGAAUUCCUCUCCUGUUCAGUGCCGACAACUCUUGGUCCUUUUGCAUUCCCCAGAACACGUUCAGUUACUACAACGCAGCCUUUGAAGGGGAGAUAAUCACCGAGCCGAGCAAACGACCCAGUCUCGCCGAUGUUGUUAGUAAGUUGCAACAGUUGUCGUCCCCGUAUAAAUUUAUGAUAAUGAGCAUUGCUUUUCAUCUGUUUAACCAUGAGACUUAAAACAAAACAAAAAACAAAAAAUAUAUUGUAGCCAUUGUUAUUCUCCGUGUCCUCAAUGAACAAUUCGUUUGGAUUUCACGAGAUGCUAUUGCCUUAUGCCUUAAAAAGUGCCCCAGUCUACAGAGUGGCGUAGCUAAGUUUCGAGCCUCUAAGGGUGGGCCAUGACUUUUUUUGGUGUGGCCAAGGAGCUUAAGGCCAAGCUAAAAUCAUCACCAGCCUUUUAUGCAUGAAAAAGAAUCUGCAGUUGGCUGAAGCUGCCACCCUUCAAUAUAUAGAAAUAAAAUACCGCGAGAGAGGACCGGGCCUCAGCACCCACCUUCCACCCCCUCCUAUUUAGUUCAUAUGAGUUGCUUCAGCUAAAAUUUACAUUUACUUGAGUCCAUAUGUUUUAAUAGGGAGCUCGACUGCCUUUAAGUAUUUGUAAAUCUCCAAUUUAAGGGGCUCUUAACAUGUUUAAAGUAAUAGAAACUCGUUCUAGCCCUCCUACAUAAUGCAGUGAUAUUUUUUAAAUAUCUAUUUUAUUCUCUAUACAAAAAAGGAGGGCUUAUUCGCGAACAGCCUUGACCCUUGGUUCUGAGUAAAAACAUGGUUAUUGAGAAUCAGAAUUUAAUCAAAUUUGAACUCAGUGAUAAGCCUCACAAAUAUUUGUUUGUUGUUCUCCAGUCUGGUAAAGUACAUUUUUUUUCGCCUCCGCCUGUAAAGGUCACAUCAUGAGGCAAGGCUCCAUCGUUGAGAUGGAAGAUGACAACAGCCACCCUUACGGCCGGGACACCAGCCUGACGGAUCUCAUCACCGGGAAGCGGAGGGACAGCUACAACAUGGACGCCGGCAAGAUGAUCGUUUGGCUGGUCUUGGCCAUCAUGAUCGUCAGUUUGGCUGGCGGGAUCAUUUUCAUGUCAGGUUAGUUUGGCCGGUGGGGGUCAUUUUCAUGUCAUUUCUGUUUGGUUGGUGUGGGGGGGGGGGUCAAUUUCAUGUCAGGUGAAUUUAGCGAAUGUUAUCAUUUUCAUAUCAGGUGAAGUUGAGUCAUCGUAUUAUUUUUAAUGUUGGUUUGAUUUUGGCUGGUUUACUUAUUUUAGGGGUGUCAUGUUAGUCCUAGUCUAGUCGGUUUGUCUUGUUUAUAACAUUAUAGUCUAAUAACCAAUUUCGCUGCAUUUCAGCAUCACUGUGUUCAGUCCCGCUAUAUUAGGCCAGUGUUGUUUAGCUGGUAAAAUCUUUCUUCUUGCCAUUCAGCUCGGUUUAUUAAUUAAAUUUAUUUUUUCUCUCUGAUUUUUCGUUGAAUACUUCACAUGGAGCUUCCAUCUUGUUUAUGAAAAGUAAAGUAAAGCAAAAAUAUUAGACUUUAAAACCAACCAGCGUAUGUUGUCGGAUUGUUACAUAUUUCUAUUUUGAGCCUUUGAAAAUUCCUGAUUCCUUCUAUUCAAUAUAUCACCCAUGAAAAGACACAUAGCUUGUACCGGUAUUUGAUAAUUUAUUUUUCAGUUUCCUGGAUUUUAAGAUAAUUAAUUUUUUAAGUGUCAAUAUUUAGUUAUUCUAUAACAUGCUAAGCUUUGAACUGUCAAAAAUAUCCGUCAUUUUGAGAACCACUGCAUUAUAAAAAAAAAAAAAACACACAAAAAAACAAUAUCUUCACUUUUGUGACAGCGAAUGACACCUUGGGCCCUUGCGCAGGUAAAACUAAGGAGACACUGCUGUCAGAUAAUAGAAAAACAAUCGCAUUCUUAUCACUGGGUCUAAAGGGCAAACUCUGAGGUUGGGCAUGGAUAGUGUGGAACGGGUUGGACUAGGUGUGGAAGGGGUUGGGCUAGGUGUGGAAGGGGUUGGGAUAGGUGUGGAAAGGGUUGGGAUAGGUGUGGAAGGGAUUGGUUUAGGUGUGGAAGGGGUUGGGCUAGGUGUGGAAGGGGUUGGGAUAGGUAUGAAAGAGGUUGGGUUAGGUGUGGAAGGGGUUUGGCUAGAUGUGGAAGGGGUUGGGCUAGGUGUGGAAGGGGUUGGGCUAGGUGUGGAAGGGGUUUGGCUAGGUGUGGAAAGGGUUAGGCUAGGUGUGGAAGGUUAUGGGUUAGGUGUGGAAGGGGUUGGGAUAGGUAUGGAAGGGGUUGGGCUAGGUGUGGAAAGGGUUAGGCUAGGUGUGGAAGGUGUUUGGUUAGGUGUGGAAGGGGUUGCGCUAGGUGUGGAAAGGGUUAGGCUAGGCGUGGCUAAGGAGCUUAAAGCCAAGCUGAAAUUAUGACCAGCCUUAUGCAUGGCUGAUAUUUAUGAUAAUUAUUUACAAGUAUCAUAAUUAUUAGGAAAGAUUAAAUUUAAUUUCAACAUCUAAGCUGAUUUUUCAAAUCAUUCCUUAAACUUGGUUCAUGAACAAUAAGACCAUAAACUUUUCCCAUGAACUUUGUUUGUCAGGGCCAUAACCAUACAAUUCCUUUCAUGUGCCAUAGUUGUGGCAUGAUGAGUUGUUAGUUUAUUUAUGAUUGAUCAAGGAUAGGGAACUUUUUUCUUGGUUGAGAUUGAGGUGUUAGAAGUAUUUUAAAUGAUUCAAUGAUGAAUCUGUUAAUACUUAGAUGAAACUCAAAUUUUGUUGUCUUUUCAGAAACUUAUAACAUGAACCAUAAAAAUGAUGAUAUCUCAACAACGGUUGAAACAACAACACUGACAAGGUUGUACAGAUGAUUGUGUGCGACAUCUG
Messenger RNA from Lymnaea stagnalis (great pond snail), 19704 nucleotides. The record is from the annotation of a GenBank genome assembly. NCBI's taxonomy places the organism in Eukaryota, Metazoa, Mollusca, Gastropoda, Lymnaeidae.